Rhodofomes roseus is the source of this 2345-nucleotide messenger RNA. RefSeq names its product glycoside hydrolase. Gene Ontology annotation, biological process: carbohydrate metabolic process; N-glycan processing. NCBI's taxonomy places the organism in Eukaryota, Fungi, Basidiomycota, Agaricomycetes, Polyporales, Fomitopsidaceae. Gene Ontology annotation, molecular function: calcium ion binding; mannosyl-oligosaccharide 1,2-alpha-mannosidase activity. The coding region runs from base 278 to 2131 and encodes 617 amino acids. The transcript is spliced from 10 exons. Gene Ontology annotation, cellular component: endoplasmic reticulum; Golgi membrane. The record is from RefSeq and is a predicted model, not a curated record.
AGCUCUCCAGGUCGCCCACGGCCAUCCACGUACCGCGACCAUCACCUCCGCCCUCUCUUGCGCGACGAACAGGAAAGACCUUGCUCUUUGGGACCCUCCUUAAUUUUGGGGGCACCGAUCUGGCUACUGCGCACCGCGUUCCGCUUGCUGCGCGCGACUGAUGGCAUUGAACCCGCACACAAUCCUAUAGUUCGCUCUUUUCGCCUCCGCACCGGGAUCACAAUACCACUUCUUCGAUAUCAACUUUGCUGAGCUGGCCUUGCGACGACCCUUCACCAUGCUUCCCAGGAUGUUCCACGCCUGCGUGGAGUACUGCAGGGCAAGACGUCUCACAGGCCGUCACCUGCUCUUUGCCACCAUCGGUUGUGUCUUCGUGAUAACACUCUACUAUUCUACCCUGCAGAACACAGUGUCUAGCAGCGAGAUAUGGCGGACCAUACGACCAGUCUCUACGACCCCGCCUCAUGUGUGGAAGCAGAGAGCCGAAGCGGUCAAGAACGCUUUCCGUCAUGCUUACAAUGGUUAUGAGAGACAUGCCAAACCUCAUGAUGAGUUGCGACCUCUGACCAAUGGAACGAAGGACAACUUCAACGGAUGGGGAGUGUCCUUGUUCGACUCCCUUGACACCAUGAUCAUGAUGGGUUUGAACGACGAGUUUGCACGAGCCUUGCCCGUCGUGUCCAGAGCGACUUUCGAGACGAAUGCUCCUGUGACAAACCGGCAUGUGGGAUACGCACCGUUCUUCGAGACCGUCAUUCGUUAUCUCGGAGGGCUCCUCUCCGCAUACGCGCUCUCGCGUGAACCGCUACUACUCCAGCGCGCAGACGACUUGGGCCGAAUGCUCUCUCCUGCCUUCGACACGCCGAGUGGAUUCCCCGCUUUCGGCGUCGACACUGUCACCGGUGAGACCGUCGGCGGAGCCUCGGGCGUCCUAGCGGAGAUCGCUACCUGCCAAGUCGAAUACGCCUACCUCGCGUUACUCACAGGCAACAAGAUGUAUUGGGAGAAUGCGGACGUGGUCAUGAAAGGCCUAUGGAAGGCAAAUGUGACCAGACUUGGCGGUAUGCUUCCGAGGCGGUGGAACCUGGCCACUGGAAACCCCGGAGACGAAUUCCUCAGCGUAGGAGCUGCAGCAGACAGCGCACACGAGUACUUACUGAAACAGUAUCUCUUGACCGGCAAACAAGACAAGGAAGCGUUACAAUUAUACCUUCGCGCAACAAACCACAUCUUUACCCACAUGCUAUAUCUCUCGGAGGCACGCGACCUGCUCUACGUAACAGAUACCAACCGCAACUUCAUUCCUAGCCAUAACUUCGAGCAUCUAUCGUGCUUCUUGCCCGGCCUGCUCGCGCUCGGCGCCGACCAGCUCGAUCUCUCCCUUGACGAUCUGGAUUACGAGACCCUCGGACCAGUCGGCCAGCAAUCAUACGACAUUCUGCGCAACUACGACCUGCGGGCGCUCCACCGCUGGGCAGCGGAGGGCCUUGCAACGACAUGCUGGCUCUUGUACGAGGAGCAGCCAUCCGGGCUUGGCCCCGACGUCGUGCACUUCCAACCGAAGGUGGGCGAAUGGCCUGCCCGUGGUUCGCCCCCCGACCACACGGGCAAGCUCUGGGUGGAAGGGCUAGAGAAGUGGCGCAGGGGCGGUGCGCGGGGUUACCCACCUGGUCUUGGGGAGAAGAAGCCUGUGCGGCUCACCCGCGAUGAGAUCGGCAGCGCGAAGCUGCGAGCUCUCCGGGUCCCCGAGCGCGACUACGUCCUUACGCGGUCUGAGUACUUUCUGAGACCUGAGACGCUCGAGUCCAUCUACCUCAUGUGGCGGUCGACCGGCGACCCCAUCUGGAGAGAGCGGGGGUGGUCAAUCUUCGAGGCGAUCGAACGAGAGACCAAAACGGCUUCUGGCUAUGCUUCGUCGAAGAAUAUUUUGCUAUCGCCGACGCUGCUGGACGACGAUAUGCCGAGUUACUUCCUCGCCGAGACGUUGAAGUAUCUGUAUCUGCUCUUCCACGAUGAAGACCUCGUGCCCCUGGACCGGUGGGUAUUCAACACGGAAGCGCACCCGCUGCCUGUGUUCUCCUGGUCCUCGUGGGAGAGGAACAAGUUCGGGAUCCCGGAGCCGUCUUCGUGAGGAUGCUCCGCCGGAUGUCUGGUAGCGGUGUGUGCGUGCCUGUCCCUCCCUCUCGAUCGCCCGACGUUCAUUUCGGCAGCAGUGGCCGCAUGGUGGUCGGCGCCAGCGGGAUGGCCCGGCGGUCAUGCGGCGCCCCGUGCCGGGUUGAGCGCAAUCCUGGAGCGAUUCACAUGUGCCUGCGGGCUGCGCGGGGCAGUCAGAUGUGGGCAUGUUU